Messenger RNA from Didymosphaeria variabile, 975 nucleotides. RefSeq lists its product as uncharacterized. The record is from RefSeq and is a predicted model, not a curated record. The transcript is spliced from 2 exons. NCBI's taxonomy places the organism in Eukaryota, Fungi, Ascomycota, Dothideomycetes, Pleosporales, Didymosphaeriaceae. Gene Ontology annotation, biological process: catechol-containing compound metabolic process. Bases 1 to 975 code for a protein of 324 amino acids. Gene Ontology annotation, molecular function: ferric iron binding; catechol 1,2-dioxygenase activity.
AUGGCAACAAACGGCGCCCCUCACCCGACAGGCCCUGGCGUCAAGAGCAACAAGAGCAAAUUUGAUCCAAAUUUCACAGAACAUGUCGUCGGCCUGAUGAGCGCCGAGACGAAACCCCGCCACAGAGAAAUCCUCACCUCAUUAAUCACCCACCUGCACGACUUCUGCCGCGACGUGGAGCUCACACAGGAGGAAUGGAUCAUCGGUGUCAACUACGUCAAUGCCAUCGGUCAGGCCUACCAGAAGAACCGAAAUGAAGCAUGGAGGGUGUGCGAUAUUCUCGGCGUCGAAUCUCUCGUAGAUGAAAUCAACCACACUGUCGUCACUGACGUCGAACACCCCUCACAAGCCACCUCCUCCACCAUCCUCGGACCUUUCUGGUCACCCGAAACCCCCUUCCGCGAGCUCGGUGCCAGCGUCGUCCAAGACAUGCCCAAAGAUGGCCAGCUCACAUUCUUCCACGGCGUCAUUAGGGACGUCGACACAGGCAAGGGUAUCCCAGGUGCCGUCUUCGACAUGUGGCAGGCCAGCACCAACGGCAAAUAUGACGUCUUCGACCCCGAGAACCAAACCAGGCACAACCUCCGCGGCAAGUUCAAGACCGACGAGAACGGCAAGUUCUGGUUCUACUGCCUCAAGCCCACCGAGUACGCCAUCGACACAUCUGGUCCUUCCGCCGAUCUGCUCAAAAUCAUGGGCCGCCACCCGUGGCGUCCUGCGCACAUCCACGCUAUGGUCACGCAUCCCGAUUAUAUCGAUGUGACCGUUCAAUUGUACCCCAACGACGACCCUUACCUUGAGACCGACACCGUCUGCGCCGUCAAGGACGAUCUCCUCCUGACCUUCAAGCCUGUCGAGAACGAGAAGAAUGGCGCGACGCUCGAUGUCGAGUAUGACGUGCGGUUACUCUCGAAGAAGUACAAGCCCGAUUCUACUAUGUUGAAACAGAAUGCGAACCAGAACAAGUUUGAUUAA